Messenger RNA from Naumovozyma dairenensis CBS 421, 1326 nucleotides. RefSeq names its product Upf3p (gene UPF3). Gene Ontology annotation, cellular component: nucleolus; cytoplasm. Gene Ontology annotation, molecular function: mRNA binding. The record is from RefSeq and is a predicted model, not a curated record. NCBI's taxonomy places the organism in Eukaryota, Fungi, Ascomycota, Saccharomycetes, Saccharomycetales, Saccharomycetaceae. Bases 1 to 1326 code for a protein of 441 amino acids. Gene Ontology annotation, biological process: positive regulation of translation; nuclear-transcribed mRNA catabolic process, nonsense-mediated decay. The transcript has a single exon.
AUGUCGGAAUCGCCGAAUGCCCAAUCUAAGAAGGUUCAACAGCCAUCACCAAGACAACAACAACCAACUGGUACUACUGUUGCAGCUGGCAAUACUUCCACAGAUGGUACCGCUAUUAAUCCCAGAAAUAGAAGAAGAAGACCAAAAUCGAGGAACAAACAAACUAUUGAUACCGUUCCUGAUAAAGAAGCCAACAGUACAGCAAAAUCAGAGAAUGCCACACAUCUAAAAGGAAGUAAUAAACCUGCAAAGAAGAGAGCAACACAGCAGCAACAAAAGCAACAAAAGAGACAGAAACAAAGACAGAAACAAGAUAGGAAUGAAAGUAAUCUAUUUAAAUUAGUUUUAAGACAUUUACCUCCUAAUUUAAAUUCUGAAAAUUUCAUUAAGAAUGUCAGUCUCUCAAAGAAUAUUCAUGAUUUAUAUCUUGAAUGGUACUACAUUCAAGGUCAUUAUUCUUCGAAAUUAUUUAAGCAGCCACAUUAUUCAAGAGCUUAUUUCAUUUUCGACUCCAUAGUAAAAUUGAAUAAGUUUGCCAGUAUUGUGAAAAAUAUGAAGUUCAUUGAUGAUCAUGAGAAUGUAAUGAUUCCCUUGUUGACAUUAUCAUCUUAUAUUAAAAGCAUUGAAGAGAAUGUUCCAGAGAGAUCUAGAAAUAAUCCUAAAAAGCAUCAAAGGACGAAGGCCCCCAAGAAGGAUAUCUUGGAAGGAACUAUUGAAAAUGAUGAUCUAUUUAAGAUGUUUCUUGGUCGAAGUAAAGAAAAUGAUAAAGUUAUUGAUUACGGUAAUUUCAGUUUAUUAAGACCUGUUCGGAAAGAAGUAUCAAGACAAAAGGAAGCUGAUAUUGCAGCAGCUAAGAAAAGUGAACUAGCAUUGACCAAAUUAGCUGGUGGUUCAGCUUCUUCAACUAAGGAUGUUACGAGUCAAGCAAAGAAUGCAAACAAAGAUAAGAAUAAAGAUAAAAUCAGUAAGGAAAAUAAAAAAGAGAAGCAAAAAGGUGCCAAAGCAACAACGGGAACUACCGAAGGUAAGAAAAAAUCGAGACGAUCGAAGAAGAAAAAGAAGAACGUGCCAGCAACUAAUACUAACAUGGGGUCAGGAAACUUAACUUUUGAAUCAAGUACCGACAAUGCUACAAAUAAGAAACCAACGCAAAAUGUAGUUAUUCUUGAAGCAGCUGGUAAAAAGGAAUUACAAAAAAGGAAGAAACAGAUAUCAAAGACUUCUAACGUUAUGCCAUCAUUGUUAUCACAAACUAACAACAAUCAUAUUGAUAGUCCCACUAAAAAUAUUCAAUCUUCUAUUAAGAUCUUAAAACGAGAGAAAUGA